Molecule: messenger RNA, 2383 nt
Organism: Lingula anatina
Lineage: Eukaryota; Metazoa; Brachiopoda; Lingulata; Lingulida; Lingulidae
Biological process (GO): intracellular signal transduction
Molecular function (GO): protein binding
Source: RefSeq, a predicted model, not a curated record
AUGAUCUACACAACGGACAAGAUGUCACCUGUGGCACAUAGCUGCAGGUCAGAAAAUGUCAGGCAGGAAGACUUCUGGUGAUUCACUUAGAGAAAUGUCUUUCACAACUUAAACAAGUUAUUCAAAGUGGUAUUCAUAGUUCAACCAGGGAAUUAACCUUUAGGCUUCAUUAAGGACUUCACAGACAGUCAACAGUAUUCAGAAUGUGACUAGGCAUAAGAAUAUUAUUGACUAUAGCUGUGAAUCUGUACACUGAGCAGUAACACAGUGUAAGCCAGCUAAGGCAUGCAUCUUAUCUGAGAACACACAGAGCCCAGGGUUCCUGUGGUAUGUAUGCCAGCAGUUAUGCAAUCCUACAUCAGAGAAGAUACCUGUCCUUGCAGAAUGUGCUGACGGAGAUAGUGCAUUGAACACACAUUAAACUGGGACAUGAUAAGAGUACUAUAUAAAUCCACAUGGAACUUUAAAUCCUCAACAUGAGCUCAUUAAAUAACUUUAAAUACAUGUACAAUUAGAGAAACCUGCAGUAAGUAGUUAUGCUAAAAUCUGGCAACAUGUAAAACGUUCUUAUUGUGGCAGUAUGACGGAAGUAUUCCUCAUAUGUAUUGAAAAUAGCACAUGUAACAUAACAUUUGUGUUUUGAUUGGAAUUUUUCCGGAAUUUUUUAUGUAAAAAACUGCACCACCAUGGAGGUAAAAUGUGGAAAUGAAAUAUUCGUUCAAGAAUCAACAUUUGUUGACAUAUCUUAAAUUUCACAUGGGGAAUUGCGUGAGCUCAAACUCUUCAAAUCAGGACUCUGCUAUCUUCCUCCAGUUGUCAAGCAAAGGAGAGGCAGCACUUGUUUUAGAUAAUACAAGAGGUUUUGUUUCAAAGCCACUUUUUCCAAAGAGGAGAUCUGGACCAGAGUCGCAUGUACUGAAGGACGGCUGCUACACUCAUAAUGACGGUGGCAGUAAUGAAAAUGAUGAGAUUGAUGGUGAUGAUGGAGAAAGAGUCUCUCCAAACACACCAUCAGAACAUUUGUUCAGUGACAUCCACAGUGCCUCUAUAAGUUUUGUAAGGGGAAUUCACCACCUCAGUAUCCGAUCUUCAAGAAAAUGGAGCAAUAACUGGUUGUCCCAACCUUUGCAUGAAGCAGCUUACUAUGGCCAUCAGCAUGUGGUGGAUCUCUUCAUUGAUGCUGGUAUAAAUCUCAAUGGAUAUGAUAAAGGACAUAACACUGCCUUGUCCUUAGCAGCUAAACGUGGGCACAUUCACAUAGUACAGAGACUUGUACAGGCAGGAUGUGACGUGAAUGCAGUCAAUAAUGGAGGAAAUACAGUGUUACACCUCAUGGCUUCCACUGGCGAUGACGACAUCACUGAACUGCUGCUCAAAGCAGGAGCUGAUGCUAACAUCUUCAACUCACAAAAUCACACGCCAAUCUAUCUGGCUCUGACUCACAGAAAUCUAGCAGUGUUGAACAAGCUUAUAGCAGGUGGAGCUAAUGUGCACCAUCAGGCUCUCUCUGGGCAGACAUACCUCCAUCUUGCUGCUCUAGAUGGAUUUCCACAGGCAGUUCUCCAACUGCUGAAGAAUGGAGCAGAAUUUAAUGUUCAGGACUGUAAUGGCAACACGCCCCUCAUACUGGCCACCAAAGCUAGGUGUCUGAAAUCUAUGCAGUACCUCCUGCAGUUUGGCUGUAACCCUAAUCUGCAGAAUGGUCUUGGUAAGAACGCUUUUCAUUACGCCACUUUAGCUGCCCCCCAUGCAGAUGAAAGAGCACUAAUAAUGCUGCUCUUGGCCGGGGCACAGAUUGACAAACAUGACAGAGAGAUGCUAUCCACUGCCAUCUUGGGUUCACAGACAGCCUCUUUGCUGGAUGACCUGUUGCUUAGUGUGCCUUCUCUACAGCAGAUAUGUAGACUGGCAAUAAGAACUAAGUUAAAGAUUCCUAUAUUGCCAAAGGUAGCUAUGUUACCUCUGCCUAAAGUUCUAAAAUACUAUGUGAUUUUGAAUGAUCUUGGUGGCCUUACCAGAUAACAGCAAAAUACGCAUUCUUAACUACAUGCUGAAGUACUUAUCAUUAAUACCUUCUGAUGGGCUGUGCUUUUAAUAUUUUGUUUAUUAAAGUAUGUUAUUGAUGAUCUAUUUGAAUAGGCUUCAAAAUCAAAAUGAAUUGCAUUACAGUAACAGUUUUUACUGUUAUAAAAGAGUUAUAACUUCAGAAUCAAAAGAAAUUACUUAGCAACAACAUCAAUAUUUCUUUUUUGUACUUUAAAUCUUAAGUAUAAAACAAUUAACAAUUGUAUUUAACACUGCUUCUUUUACGGUGUAUGGUUUUUGGACACAAUGAUUUCAUACAAAAUCAUUUUAAUCAUCAUAAGCUUUCUCUUGAAAAAAA